Messenger RNA from Closterium sp. Naga37s-1, 1344 nucleotides. The record is from the annotation of a GenBank genome assembly. NCBI's taxonomy places the organism in Eukaryota, Viridiplantae, Streptophyta, Zygnematophyceae, Desmidiales, Closteriaceae.
AUGACGGACGGCCAGCACGCGGAGGGCGGAACCAGUAGCUUCGCGGACGUGGAGUGGCGGAGCGAGUGCUACCGCAGCGCGGCGAUGGCGCACGUCGACGUGGAAGACGAGGAGGACGACGAGGCGCGCGAGCUGCACGCGGAGCUGGCGGAGGCGGAGGAGCGACGGCUGGUGGAGCGGAAGCUUUCGCUGGUGGUGGGCAUCUGCUUCGUCUUCAUGCUCGUCGAGGUCGUUGGCGGUGCGUGCUCUUGCGCGCCUCGCUUACCUUCACGCUGCUCCUUUCCCCCCGUUAUCUCCAUUUCAUCCCUAAUUCGGCCUACUGGCCAACAGCCUCGCGAUAAUGACGGACGCGGCGCACCUAUAACGGACGUGGCGGGGCUCGUGAUAUCGCUGCUGGCGGUGCGCAUGGCGGGGUGGCGGCCCGACCCGCGGUUCACGUACGGCUACGUGCGCGCGGAGGUGGUGGGCGCGCUGGCGUCCGUGGCGCUCAUCUGGGUCGUCACGGCGCUCAUUCUCUACGAAGCCAUCUCCAGACCCCCACCCCACACCCUUUUUCACCCGCUUCCCCUUUCCCCUAAACCUUUAAUCUCGGCGUCUAACCGAGUUGCUCCCACGUGCCCUGCCGAAACCCUCCAAUUCCGCGAGUGCAGGCUGUUCUACGAGCACCCUCCCGUGGAUGGGGCGCUCAUGUUCGUGAUCGCGGCGUUCGGUACAGUGGCGAACAUCGUGAUGGCCGUGUGCCUGCACACCCCCGCCGUCAUUGGCAACGACGGCGCCGCCUCGUCCAUCCCCCACUUCCACAUGCACCUGGGCACCUCGGGCGCGCUGCUGCACGUGCUGGGCGACCUGCUGCAGUCCAUUGGCGUGCUCAUUGCUGGUGCUGUCAUCUGGGCCUACCCUUCCAUGCAGUGGGUGGACCUGCUGUGCACGUUCCUCUUCUCGUUCCUGGUGCUGGCCACCACCACGGGCAUCACGGGUGACAUUGUCUCCGUGCUGCUGCAGACGGCUCCUCGCAACGUGGACACAGAGGAGGUGCGCCACACCCUGUCGGAGCUCCCAGGAGUGGCAUCGGUGCACAGCCUGCACGUGUGGCAGCUGUCGCUCAACAAGUCUGUGCUCUCCUGCCGCAUCCUCGCUCUCCCAACUGCUGCGCCUGAAGAAAUUGCGGCAGCGGCCCGGCGCCUGUGCAAGAAGCAGUGGGGAAUCCGGCACGCGACGAUCGAGGUGCAACGGCAGGGGCAUGGCAUGCCUGUCCCCUCACUCUCUUCCUCGUCUCUCUCCUCGAUGGCCUCGUCACAUUCAGGCCACGCCCAAUCACCGUCCGUGCCACUUUCACCUCCAUGA